GAAAGUUUUGACAAGCAGAUUUGAUCUCUCAAUGAUUGUGUAAUUACAAUAGAUCAACGAAGCCGUUUUGUAAUAAUAAUCAUGACUGGAAAAUCAUCGAAAAUUUGUAUAUUGUGUGUGGAACCAAUGCUCAAAUAUCCCAGAUCCAGGAUGUCUUUACACUCAUUUCCAUUGUGUCCAAAAAAACGGCAGAUCUGGCUUAAUCGAUGUAGAUUAACAAAUGCAGAAGUCUCACCAAAUUGUAAGAUAUGUUCAUUUCACUUUGAGCCAACAUGUUUCAAAUCCGGUGUUAAGAGACGCAUACUAUAUCCUGAUGCUGUACCAACAAUUUUUAAAAAAGGCCAUGUUGAAAUAGCAAACACGACAUUAAAAAAUAUGAAAGUCAUGACUGGAAAUUCAUCGAAAAUUUGUAUUUUGUGUGUGGAACCAAUGCUCAAAUAUCCCAGAUCCAAGAUGUCUUUACACUCAUUUCCAUUGUGUCCAAAAAAACGGCAAAUCUGGCUUAAUCAGUGUAGAUUAACAAAUGCAGAAGUUUCACCAAAUUGUAAGAUAUGUUCGUUUCACUUUGAGCCAACAUGUUUCAAAUCCGGUGUAAAGAGACGCGUACUUCAUUCUAAUGCAGUACCAACAAUUUUUAAAGAAGGCCGUUUUGAAAUGGCAAACACGCCAUUAAAAAAUACCAAAGAAAAACAAAAAAAAUGCAAUAAAAAUGGAAUUGCUGUCAAGAAUUAUCAGUCGCGUAAUAUUUCAUUAACCAGAGCUACUAAAAAAGUGAUUAACGUACAGGAUCGUCAGUUACGUAAUGUUGUAUUAACAAGAGCUACUAAAAAAGUAAUUACCGAUCAAACUUGUCAGUCUUGUGAUAUUUCACAAACAAAAUUUGUUAAAGAAGUAUUUGAACGUGUGGUAAGUAUAGUAACAAAUAAAAAAAGAGAACUUGAUGAGCUAGAUGGAACUAUUAUGAAACUAGAAAAAGAAAAGUCAUCACUUAUAUCACAAUUGGAAGGUGUAAGAAGUCAAAUAUCAUUAGCUAACACUGUUCAUUAAUUUUACACCUAAUAGUUAGAGCACAUUAAUUAAUCUAUAUCUUAAUCUAUCAAACAGUAAAGAAAUUUUCUGCUUUUUUUUUCUUCUUAUAUCGCAGUAAGUGAUGAAAGUUGUUCAAUACUAAACAUUGUAUUCUAUUUUAAAUAGUUAUUUGAGAAAGAAAUAACAUUCUGAGUAAUUUGUUUGAUAAAGUAAUAUUGUGUUGCUUUUAACAUCAAAAUAUUUUA
Messenger RNA from Rhopalosiphum maidis (corn leaf aphid), 1274 nucleotides. RefSeq lists its product as uncharacterized. NCBI's taxonomy places the organism in Eukaryota, Metazoa, Arthropoda, Insecta, Hemiptera, Aphididae. The record is from RefSeq and is a predicted model, not a curated record. The coding region runs from base 82 to 1047 and encodes 321 amino acids. The transcript is spliced from 5 exons. Gene Ontology annotation, molecular function: sequence-specific DNA binding.